Molecule: messenger RNA, 1591 nt
Organism: Alligator sinensis (Chinese alligator)
Lineage: Eukaryota; Metazoa; Chordata; Crocodylia; Alligatoridae
Gene: CUNH8orf48
Product: chromosome unknown C8orf48 homolog
Exons: 9
Coding region: 138-1133 (331 amino acids)
Source: RefSeq, a predicted model, not a curated record
GGCCGGAAGUGGAGCGCGGGCGGCGGGGCCCAGCCGGCGCCGGGAGCCGGGUGUGGUGAGGGGAGGCCGUUCCCCGCGCCGGGCCCACAGCCCUGGGUACUAUCCUAUGGUGACCCAGGAGCUGUGAGGACAAGCAGAUGGAAUUGGACAGUAGUUGCAGUAGCUGUAUUUCAGAUUAUUCAGAUGAUACAUUUGAGUCCUUCAGUGAGGAGGAAGAAGCCUGCAAACAAUACGAAAACGAACCAUUUGCAUCUUAUUGUACCACAGAGAACUCAGAGUGUCCUGCUGUGUCAGAUGUAUCUGAAAGCACAUGGAAGUCAACAAGUCAAAAUGAUGAAGGUGAGCUCUUAGACUCUGCAACUAUAGAAAAAGAUUUGAUGGGAAAAUGGAUCAACUGUCUCAAAAAUAAAGCAGCUGGCACUGGAGAAAGCAAACCUGUCAUGAGAACACGAACAGAAAUUCCUGAGGUACCAGCUGAAGAAUUGGAUGCUCUACAGAAUUUCUGCACCAUUAAGAUAAGCCAGAUCCAUCAUCAGUUGAUCUGUGAGCAGUCUAACAGUUGCAAACACAAAGAGUUGCAGCAUGGAUUCACUUCAGAGAAGUCAGUGACAGGUGCCUUAAACUGUAUUGUUCCUGAUCAGCUAGUGAACAGAAUCCACCUGAAAAAUAUCAGGGAGACAGUGAAACAGGUGACUGAAACAAAAGUACACCAGACUUCGCAGUGCCCUGAUUGUCAGAAGAAAAAAGCUGAACUGGCCAAGGUUACCUUUCUCAGACAAAGAAAAACACUUAUGGAGGGAUGUUUGCUUCAAGAAAAGUUGGAAGAACAGAUAUAUACCAAAGACUUGCUGACACUUAUAGGAGAAAUACACAAAAGUCUUCCGAAGCUUUCAGAGGACCCAAAGAACAUAUGGCAAAAACUGAAAGUGAAAGAGAAAACUACAACUGCUGCCUGCCUUUACUGUAGGAUUGCCUGGAACCUAGCUAUGAAUGGGAUGUGUCUGCAGGGAGCUACUUUGUCUGAAAUGACUAUUGGAAAAAUGAGCUCUGGCUGUGCUUGUGCUGUUGAGUAUACAUCUGAAUACACUGGACCAUGUGGCUGCAGGAACUGGAAGAGGAAGAUGGCAACCUGAUUGCUGACGUAAACCAGAGUUCCUAAAUUUCUGGAAAUAGUUGUCAUCUAGUCCUAUAUUCCCAGCUCCAAAAGGUUGCCUUAUACAGCCUUCUUGGAAGCUUUGGUUUCUCCACCUGAACCACAGCCAUGUGAUACCUAGGACACCAGAGAACAAGAAAAAUGAGAAGACAAGUGUGUUUGCCUGUAGAGCAUCGUACACAGCAGGCUUACCUGGGUAUGUGCAUCCCUUUACAUUUCAAACAGUUCUCUGGACAAUUUAAUUUAAAGCUCCAUUACACUCUCAAAAUACUCAUUUGUGUCUCAUUCAGAAAUGAUUUUCUUUCCCCCCAUGAACCAAUUUGAGGUUUUGCUUUCCUGGAAAACAAAGUUGACAGAUUAUAUCAAUUUAUUACAGUUUGCACAUGUUAAACAGGUGAAUUUCCAUCUUAAGUAUGUAUGAAAACUGCUGUAUUAAAA